AACUCAUCUCCUCCGGAACACGACCAUCAGUACCAGGAGCUUCUGGAGUCUUCCCCUUCUAACUCUGCUCUUUCUACUCCCUCUUCUGUCGUUUCUGACACAAAUUACACAACCACUGAUCGUUCAAGCCAGCUGCAACAAGAUCCAACGUCAUCCAGCCACUUGCCGGACUCCACUGCUGAGCCCAAUAAGGAUCUUUCAUGUAAGCAGCGACCUCCUAGGGCUCGACAAACAAGGAGGGCAUCCAGAAAAGCCCCUUGUGAUGAAGAAAAUUCGAAAAGAAGCACAGCGGAACAUGGUGGCGGAACCUCUUUGAUUUCCGGUAAUAAAGGGUCUGAACUUGUCUGCGAAUUCGGAUCAAUUAUUGACAUUGGUAUUAUUUAG
Messenger RNA from Protopolystoma xenopodis, 384 nucleotides. Lineage: Eukaryota; Metazoa; Platyhelminthes; Monogenea; Polystomatidea; Polystomatidae. The record is from the annotation of a GenBank genome assembly.